Molecule: messenger RNA, 720 nt
Organism: Caenorhabditis briggsae
Lineage: Eukaryota; Metazoa; Nematoda; Chromadorea; Rhabditida; Rhabditidae
Exons: 3
Coding region: 1-720 (239 amino acids)
Source: RefSeq, a predicted model, not a curated record
AUGUCAGUGGAUCAAACGAUAACAGAACUCAGUGGCACUCUAGCACAACUGAGCACAUUAGUGGCACAUAUCAAUGGACAGAUAUCGGGUAUUACGGGACGAGUCAAUUUGACACUCGAUAAUUUUGAUCAGGCGGUUGCGAAUUUGGCAAAGGAUGCGGGAUCACUGACAUAUCAAGUUGGGAAUACGGUAUCACAAGUGAGUAAUAUUGAACAAAUUUCAGAAUAUUUUAUCCGACCAUUUACAGGUACCCAAUGCAUGGAUAUUCUACUUCAUCUUCAUCACUCUGAUUGUUGUAUUUAUUUUACUAUCGAUUUUAAUUCUUCUAAGUGUCGUCACAAAAGCACAAGUGAUCUACUCCUUCAUGAAAGGUUCGGACGACAGUUCCAAACGAAUGCUCGUCGAAAAAACACGACGAAGUACAGGAGAUUUUGGAUCACAAAGGACGCGAACGUCUAUGCGACACGUGCAGAUACCAAUGGAGACAGAGCCAAGGAGACCGGGUUUUCGAAGAGGUGUGAAGAAUUUCUGAAGAAAAAAGAAAAUUGUGUCAAACCAAUUCGACAGUAUCAGUCACCGCCGAAAAUAACAACGUCCGACCCUAUCAACGAAGGCCCGAUGAUUCUGGAAAAUACCAGGAUCAUCAACAAUCAUCAUCGCGACCCUACUCGACACGCCUUGAAGUAUAAUUUCUCAUUCCUGCUCAAAAAACCUUGUUGA